AUGGCUCUAGACAAAGUGAACUCUCUCUUGCAUGAUGAAAAGGUGGAUGUCCGCAUUGUCUCAGCUGUGCUCUGUGGUUCAGCCACUGCAAUUUUGGUGGUAAAAUGGGUGAAUCAGAGGCGGGUGCAGAAGAAACUUGAAGAGGCCAAGGGCAAGCGAGAGCUUGGCUUUCAACGUAUGGAGAAAGCAGCAAGACAGUUUAAACAACAGGUGAAUAUAUUUUAGAGGUUUCAUAUCACUUGGAUAAAGGGUUUUUUUUCUUUGUAUCAAAAUUUCAGUGGGUCUCUUCUGGUACUCUCUGCAGAGAUGCUGUUGAUUGCUGAGGUUUGCAAAAGUGCUAAUAGCAUGAAAGAUGGCAAUUAUUUCUAGGUAGUCUUACAGUGAUGACAAUAUACUUUCCCAAUAUGUGUAUGUUGAAUUUAACAUGAUUGCUCUUCCCCUGAAAGCUCUGCUUUCCUAUAAAUCUAGUAGGAUGGUGCAGUCCAUGCUUUCUCUGUUUCCUUCAGCUAAGAUUAUUAUGGGAGGCCCCCCCCCCAAUUUAUGCACCCUAUCUAACUUUAGGAACUUGUUGAAACUGAGGCAAACCUUGUGUCAUGGAAAAGAGGGUAUAAAGUUGCUUUCCCUUUUUCUUCUUGCUGCAUUUCAACUGGCAGCCUGAAUGCAGCUGUCCCUGGCCGUGUUAUUAGCAGACUGUUAACAAAUCACCUGUCAUGAAAGAAAAGAUACUUGAGCCUAAGGAUUGCUUGGCAAUUGCUGGUGCCUGUCAAGGCCAUUGCUGCACUUUCAUGCUAGGGGCUGGUAUGUCUCUGGAUAGGAGCAACUCCUUCCCACUUGUCUCUCAUUUUGCACAGGGGUGGGUGAAGAGAGUAACGUUCCCAGAGAGAACUUUGGCCAUAUCUAUACAGCACUUUAUUCCAUCUUCACAAUGGUUCCUUACCUGUUCAUUUUCACAUUGUAUGGGAUCUUUCAUGCAAUGUAAAAGCUAUGCGUGGAAAUCUAGUGGAAUCUACUGGAGGUCCUCUUGCAACCUCAUUAACUCAGAAAAUGGUGGGAGUUGCAUUGACAAAACUUGGGGCAGUAUACCAGCAUACAGUUAUUUCCCGUCACUUCUAAUUUAGUGUGCCAUGGUGGUAUAUUGAACAAAAAGCCACAGUUACAUAACACAACAAGGCAUCACAGUGUAAAAUGAAUGCUAUAAAUUGCAUUACAAUCAGUAAAUCUAACACAAUAAUCCUCAUAUCUGACUGCAGACUUACAAUGUCCAUUGUUAGCUUUAAGUCUUCCUACUUGCACUUUGUGGAAAUACAGCCCAGAACUCUCUUUGGAUGCAGAGGGCAUCUGUUACCAUAUAUUUACCUCUUUGGAGAAACUGUUCCAAACUACAGGCUCUGCUUGUGAUACAGAACUGUUUCAAAACUCUUGGUGACCACAGUGCAGAGGUGAGGAAGUGUGUAAUUGGUUGAAAUCAAUAUUUUAAAGUCAGUACUUCAAAUUCAAAAUUUUCUUGUUCAGUUGUACCAUCUUUUUAAGGAUAUCUUAGGUGUCAAAUACAGUCACAUAUAAAAUAUCUCUCUGACUUGCCAUACAAAGCAGGGUGGAGAUCAGUUUAGCUGCUAAAGCCUGGGGUCAGUACCCAUUCCUGGUCAUCAGUGAGCUGUUAUUUUGCUACUAAUUAGAUAUAUAGUCAUUGAGCACCCAUGUGACGCUGCUGCUGACUGGCCAAUCUGUAGCCUGCUUUGCAUGUCUGAAAGUGAAAUGUGUCCACAAUGCUGUGUAGCAGUGUUGGUCUAGCAAGUGAGUGCAUACGACAUAGCAGUUUGCCAGCAAUGUGUUUGCUCCCUGCUGCAGAACCCAGGAGUGAAAGCUGCUCCAAUCCUAGCUCUUCCCCUUGUGGAACUGUCUGCAAAGUUGAAAGAUGGCUCAUUGUCUCCAGAAAGUGUUCUCUACACCUACAUGGAAAAGGUAAGACUGCCUGGGGGUAAAUCACAGCUGUCCAUGGAGGCACAGGUCAAUUCUUUGUCCAGGCAGCUGUUUACCAGCUCCAUCUGGUACACAGGCUGAGACUCUACCUGUCUUCAGACUGUCUUGCCAGGGUGGUGCAUGUCCUUGUUUGUCUCCUGCUUGGACUAUUGAAAUGCACUCUACAUGGGGCUACCUUUAAAAGUGACUCAGAAACUACAACUAAUCCAGAAGACUGGUGACUGGGAGUGGCCACCGAGAGCAUACAACACUGGUCCUGAAAGACCUACAUUGGCUCCCAGUUCGUUUCCGAGCCCUUUAAAGCCCUAAAUGGCCUCGGCCCAGUAUACCUGAAGAAGCGUCUCCAUCCCCAUUCAUUCUGCCUGGACACUGAGGUCCAGCUCCAAGGGCCUUCUGGCGGUUCCCUCACUGUGAGAAGUGAAGUUACAGGGAACCAGGCAGAGGGCCUUCUCAGUGGUGGCACCAGCCCUGUGGAACACCCUCCCAUCAGAUGUCAAGGAAAUAAACAACUAUCUGACUUUUAGAAGACAUCUGAAGGCAGCUCUGUUUAGGGAAGUUUUUAGAUAUGCUGAAAGCUGCCCAGAGUGGCUGGGGAAGCCCAGCCAGAUGGGUGGGGUAUAAAUAAUAAAAUUAUUAUUAUUAUUAUUACUACUUAAGGAGUGAGGCAGAAUACAUACUGUACAAACUCAAAAGUGACACAGUACAAAUGAGUUGUCUCUCUCAGCAUAAUGGCUCUUAUGCUCAUUUUAAGGCACUGAUGUGCAAUAUGCUAGCUGAAAUACAGCUGUUGUUCAAAAUGUGCACAGUUUUGUUUUGCAAUUCCCCAGCCAAAUAAUGUGUCCCAAAAUGCACAUGGUGGGGUAAUAUUGUGCAAAAAAGUGCAUAUAUUAGUGGGGAGAGAAAUGGCUUUGCCUAUUAGGCAAAACUGAAUAUAUGAAUAUUAAGAAAAAUUCACACUAAGGAGGAUGGGCUUUUUUAAAAAAAAUUGCAAACUGAUGUGAACUUCAGAUUGGAAAAAUGAGCUAGUGAGAGAAACUAAAACUGACCAUCCCUACUUACACAUUACUAGUCUAAUACGUUUGAAUUAAGGUUAUUGAGCUCACAGAAUAAUUUUGAAUUUUAAUAAAAAAUAAAUAAAAGUCUCCACCAUUUUGCUCUUUAGACCAAACAAACAAGACACUAUUCCCUUAUCCCAAACUUCUUGUAUCCUCUGCACACACACGCGUACACACUAAAAGCCAAGCUAAUUCAAAUCCAGCUCCAAGAAAAGUCAAAUUUUGCAAACUGCACUAUUUGUGCUAACAGCGCAUCUAGGCCUGUCACAGUUACAGGUUUAAUGGGAGAGUUUACUAUCUUCCUCCCCACCCCCACCCUGCAUCUAGGGCAUGUAAUGGACUCAGGCCUUUCAUGUACCAUAUGAUCUGUGUAGUUAUUUUCAGCCGUGAUAGAUUUAUUAUGGUCCCUAGCAGCUAAGCUACAAGGGAUUUCCAUUUUUGGAGCGACUUGGAUUUCAGGCUUCUAGGGAGGAGAGCAGGGGCUUUGCUAAGUGGAUCGAGUGAAUGCGGUGCCUGCUUGGCAGCUGGAAGAUGCCCGCUGCAGAAGUGUAUGCAAUCUUGUGUGGUGCUGAGAAUAGGCAGCGGAUCCACCCUCAAAUAGAGUGGUUUGUUUGGGUGUUUCUUUAUACAUUGCUUUUCGACACCUGGUGACCCCAAAGUGGUUUCUGUAAUAACAGCUGAAACCAACCAGAUCCUAAUAGGACCAGCAUAUAUCCAGUUUCGACACAGUGAACUUAUAGGUGAACCCUAUGCUACAAACAGAAGUUGGAACACACCCUUUUGCUGCAGUUUUCUACUAGCAUGCUUGUCUUGCAUGAUGAUCACAGAUAAAACACUGCAUCUGCAAGGUGGAAAAGAGACCUUCACAACAUGAACAGUCAAGAAGAGACCAUAUUGUCACAAAUUUGCCGCCUUCUCCCCCUGUUUUGUUUCUUGCUCACACAAAGGCCUUGGAGGUAACCCGGCAAAUCAACUGUGUGACCAACUUCCUUCCGGAGUGUGAGGAACAGCUCCGGGAGACCAAAAAAAAGGAGAAAGGAUUGCUUUAUGGAGUCCCAGUCAGUAUUAAGGAAGAUGUGGCCUGCAAGGUACUUUCUGCCGUGAUCCCUGAAUAAUUGCAAUGAGGGUAAGAUGAGGAGGGCUCUGCAACAGAGGAAGCUUGCGAAUUUAAAGCCAAGAGGAAUAUGUAUAUUUUUAUAUUUCUAUUUGUUUAGAUAAUAUGAUUAAAUCAGCCAUGUGGCUCACCAGUUGGGGGGCGAGUGUCCCUAUGGUUUGCCCACCUACAGUGGAACUGCUCCUCUCCCAUAAACAUCACAAUUUUUACCUUUAGUUAUGGGCAUCUGCAUGGAGGGAAAGUCAAAGGAGAGGGCACGCUAAUUUCUCAAGCUAUUUGUGUUAUAUUUAAAGCUCUACAAAUGCUUCUUAGACUAACCCAAUUCCCUCUAAAUAUAUGCCUGAAUUCACUCUUAAGUGAAAUUUGAUGAUAUUACCUAAUGACUGGAGGGACUGUGGUUGUUUUCUUUAAAAUAAAUGUCACCUCUACUUUCUCAUCUAAUGUUUUUGGGUGGUUUUUUUGGGAUAUGGUCAACCGAUGUAAGGAUAAGUAUCUCACUUUAUUUCUCUAAUUCCAGGGGUACCCCAAUACACUUGGCUUGGUGAAAUUUCUUGACCGUCCUGAGCAGGAGGACUCUGUGAUAGUCAAAGUUUUAAAGAAACAAGGGGCAAUUCCAUUUGUAAAGACCAACCUUUCACAGGCCAUAGUGAAGUACGUGUUUGUUUCUUUCAUUUGUUUAAUUCUUCAAGGCAGCAGCUGGGCCUUAGCAGUCCAGGUAAAUAAUGGCAGUUUUGGUGGCUCUACAGCAACUGAAAACACAGAAAAUAAGGAGGUCAACCUUUUCCUAUCACUUUAUCCCCAUGCCAGGAAAUGAUGCACCCAGUAGAUCACAGCUAGGUGCCAUACAGACACAGUUUGACUCUCACUCAACAGGAAGAAAUCCAAGUCAGGCUUCAUGAUAGAGUUGGGAGACCUGAGAAGCUACAGAUGGUUCUGGACUCCCAUCAACCCCAGCCAGCAUGGCCAGUGGUCAAGGGAUUAUGGGAGUUUCAGCUGAACAACAUCUGGUGGGCCACAGGUUCCCAUCCCUGCUUUUUAGGCUUAUUUUUCUAGGCAGAAAGGAGAGAAGUUUGAAGAACUACGGUGUGUUUGUGAAGAUCGAUUUCCAAGUGUCAUCUCAUGGUUUACUGCUUUCAUGACAAAGAACUGGCUGAGGCCCCCGAAUCCAAGAAACCCAAAGCAUGCUGGGCUGCUUCUUCAAGCCAAUCUUUCUAGAUGCUAGAAUUGAACAGAUAAGAACAGACUGUACAAAGCACUUCUUCACUCCAACACUUACAUAAGAAUGCAACUCAGCAUUUUGGCUAAUCUACUUUAUUUACAUAUAAACACACAUGGAACACUGCAACAUGGCUCCCUCUCUCUCUAGCAUCAGACAGCAAAGAGAAAGAACGAAGGACAAUAGUUCCACUUCACGGAACACAGUAACACAAACUUCCUGUCUCUGUCACUUCCCACUCUGUGGAGUCAAAACAUAUAUCGUCAUGUGAAAGACAACAAUCCUAUGACUGCAGUCACGGAGCAGGAAUUCUAACAUAUUGAUGAUAGCUGUAUUCAAAGUGAUAGCUAUUGUAAGAUGAUAGCUAUUCAAAGUGAAAGGCCCUGUUUUUAAUGAAAUUGGUACGUGAUUAUUAAGGGACAACCUUUACCAAGGAAAGCAGUCUUUCCACCAUUCAGAUAUAUAGGAUAAACAUACAUUCAACAACAGAAUCCUCCAAGGACAGGACCACAAGUGCAGUACAACAGAGCUAAAAUGCUGGAAGACAGACAAAAGUAUUCCAUUAAACAUUCCAUAUUUCACUUUGAAUAGCUAUCGUCUCACAGGAGAAAGUGACACCCAGUCACUAGAAGAUUUUGAUAGUAGUUUUGCUCUCAGAAAUACCCUUGCUGCAGUCCUUAACAACUGUAAGGAUUGCUUGUGUACUCUUCCUUACUGGAGCAUUAACUUACUAGCCCCUUUCCAUCCCAUUCAGCAUUGACUGUGGCAAUACACUCUUUGGACAAACCUUGAAUCCUUUCAACCACAAGAAAACCUCCGGAGGUUCUAGCGGAGGGGAAGCUGCACUCAUUGGAGGUGGAGGCUCCAUUCUUGGGAUUGGGACUGAUGUGGCUGCAAGUAUCCGAGUGCCAUGUGGCUUCUGUGGGAUCUGUGGAAUAAAACCCACCGGCUAUAGGCUGAGGUAGGUCUCACAGGUUUGGAACCAUCCAUCCAUAAAUCAUGUACAAUCAACCAAGUGAGGAGCAGCAGAAUUGCAGUUUAAAAGCAGACAUUCUUGAUACAGGUCAUCACUGUAAUUUCAGAGAGCCCUGGGAAACUAGUUCUCUGGGUGACAAACAUUACAUAAUCCCUGUAAGUUAGCAUGAUCUGGCAUUUGCCAAGGCCCAUCUGCCAUUCAGGAUCUCCUUAAGAACAGCACCAAGUUCUUCACUCUAUGUGGAGUGGGGGCGUAUAGAAGGAGGAAGUCCCAUUGUGCAGGCAAAAAUUAUUGUACUAAUCUGACAACUUCUCACUCAAUGAACCCCUGUGUUUUGGCAUUUAAUUUUUUUUUUUUUAAAAAAAGCAGAUUCUGAGGCUAAGCCCUGUGGAGUCUUGGCUCACAUUGAAGUCACAUUGAUUUUAUUUUUGUGUUUUUAUGUUGUGUUUUAUACCUGAGGCGGUAUACAAAUUAAAUAAGUAAAUAAAUAAAUAACACCAAAUAACACCACAAAGAGGUUGCAGUAAAGGGCUCCUCUUUGUCUAAGCAAACUUGGGUUAUUGACAAGUAACAUUUGUUUUUUAUGAGAUGUAGUCAACUAAACUUUCAGAGUAUUUGAGGCAUGAGGAUACGCCAGUUUUCCAGGAAACGUGACUAUAUCUGUGAAAGAGGGGUGGGAGUGGGGGAAGGGAACUGCAUUAGUAGCAUAAUUCCUGACUUCUGGACUAAAAAAAAGUGGGCAGUGCCACAGAAAGUAUUAAACACAGGGAAGAUCCAGAGCCUGUUUUCACUUAAAGCUCAAAUCUCUCUGCAAAUUUUUGUUAGUUCUGGUCUAAAUUCUAAGAAGGGAAGUGAAAUUGUUUGAAUCCACAGUGUAUGCAAGCUGCAUAGUUAAAAUAUCAGGAUCUGCUUCAGUGAGGGGUGGACAUCAGAUUCUGCCCUCCUCUGUGUAGUUUUACAGAGGCUCGGAAGUUAAUUAGGUAUAAUGAAAUGUGCCUAUAACAUUUCCCUAUCAAAUAUUUUAAAAAGGAAGGUACUUUGCACAGAAUUUCCAAUGGCUUUCCAAUGGCUUUCAGCUAUUAGGAACAUCCUUUGACGCAUGUCACUUGCAUUUCAUGGCUUGGGUCUCUUUGGCUCUCUCUGUCAUUUGGCUUUUCUCCAUCAUUAAUUUACUUUUCCCGUUUGCUCUUGUGCAGCGUCAAAGGUGCUAGCACUCCUGUAGCUGGAAUGAACUCAGGUGAGCAAGUCUAUUGCUGAUAAAAUAUAAGCGAGAGUUGAAAGUGUUACUUAGCUCAUGGGAGAAUUUAAACAAGCACAAGCCCUUUGAUGGAGACAGCGGUUUUCUGAUAAGCGAUAAACUUUUAGAGUUUGGGCUCAUUUAAAAACAAACAAAUGCAAAUGCCAUUCUAGGAGAAGGCCAGGUGUUAAUGGUAAUUUCUGAUUUGUUUAACGAAGAUCAGAUGUAUCUUAACUGUUUUUGCUGGCUAUAUGUAAGGAAAAAAGGGUGGGCAUUUGUAUUGCAACCUGAAAAUUCAUUUAAUUUUGUAAGAUUCUGUGACAGUAAAAAAAAUUAAGUCAAAUGAUCUUUGUGCCUGUGCUUACACCAUAGGAGCCAAUUCCAAGGGGCCAAGAGGUCUUUGCCCCUCCAAUAAAAUAUUUGAGGUUGCCCCCCCCCAAAGCUGAUGGGCAUUGCCAUUCAAAUGGUGUGCGUGCACCAUGUCGUGUGAUUGAUUAUGCAGGAUGGGGCUUACCUGCCCCCCAAUAUUUUAUUCAAGUUGGCACCCCUGGCUUACACAAAUACUCUAUGCAAAUGUAUGUAGACCUUAGGCCUUGUGGGAUCCACUUAAUUUAUUUUUACUAUAACCCUGAGAUCCACAGAACCAGGUGCAACAGACAUUCUGAGCUCGGCAAUUUGUUUUGAAAUCCAGAAUGUCUUUUCACAUAAAAAUCCUCACCCCAUCCCCAACGCUCUUCAGUCAGCAGUAUUAAGGGGAAGUCAUUAUAUUGUUGCCAUUUAAACAACUGGUCAGAUCUACUUCAAAUCACCAGAAAUUGGCCAUCUGCCAAUGGCUGCACACAAAUAUAGCCCCUGAUAGGACUUGUAGUCCAAAAGGUGUGGAGGUUACAAGGUUGCAGAUGGCUGUGCUAAGCCAUGGUUUCACAGCAUGUCUGAAAUGGGUGCGAAAAUUGCACCUCAAUUCUUUUUAAUGUUCAUACUGCAAAAUUCAUGGUUGCACAUUUAAAACUUACCUUCUUCUUCUGGUUACCAUGUAGAGGACCUGACUGCUCAGUUUUCAUAUGGUGAAAUGAAUCUGUGAACACAUUGUCACCCAGUGAGAUCUUUAGUUACCAUCAUAUCCUAGAAAAGCAUAUUUGUAGAUGCAUUUCAGAAUACAAUAAAAUUGGCAGUUUUUGUGGAUGGGAUGACUGGGUGAUCAUCAUGUGAAAACUGAUGGGCCUGGGGAGAAAGAAAUGGCCCUUUGGCAUUGUUGUGCACGUAGAAACCCUAAUAACUGGAAGGCAACUGCAUGGAAAUCAUGCUACUAGAACUCCUAUCUUCUUCCUCAUGUUCAGAAGUCUUCCUCUUUUGUUCCAGUCAUCUCCGUGACAGGCCCAAUGGCAAGAGAUGUGGACAGUCUCGUUCUGUGCAUGAGGGCCCUCCUGUGUGAUGAACUAUUUCGCCUGGAUUCAUCUGUGCCCCCAAUUCCCUUUAAUGAGGAGGUAAUGGAAUUGUGUUAACAGCCCGCUGAAGUAGUUGAUUCACCAUAGGCUUUUAAUGCAUAAUGAAAUUUCUCUUUUAGUGGGGGAAUCUCAGUUUUUGUCAAUGCUGAGAUGUGAGUGCAUGCAUGGAAGGUGUCACCGUAAAGAUUUUAAAGACUAUAGCAGCAGUGAGUGGAGCUGUCAGCCAAGGAAGGAGCAAAGGUCUAAAGGGUAAAGCCAAAAUGGAGGCCCAGGGUUAAGCUUGUUUGAAAUCUGAGGUCUGAAACCCUUUCACAACGAAACAAGGAAAAACUCAAGAUUGGUCUAGGUGUCAGGAGGGAGAAAUCUGAAGUCAGAUCUGACAUCUAGGCAAGAGAAAUUAAAGGCUCAGGAGACCCAUGAGUCAGUUUGUUAUCUCUCUAACAACAACACGAAACUUGUGACUCCACCUGCAGAGCACUAAGUCUAGUGCCACCUAGUGACUCAAAUACAUAGUGAUAUUAUCCACACAGAGGAGCUGAACAAUGAUACCUAUUGCAUGGCUACAUAAAUAGUUUAAGACAGGAGCAGGACUCUCUCUUCUUCAGGUAUCAGCUGAGGUUUCUGGUUGUUCAGAAUGUGGCCCUGGAUUUUCAGGUUGCUUCAUGAAAUAUUAUUAUUUGUACCCCGUCCAUCUUCGGAUGGCUUCCAACAAAAUACAAAAACAUAGUAAGACAUACACGAAACAUUAAAAACUUUCCAAUACAGGGCUGCUGUUAGAUGUUUUCUGAAAGUCAUGUAGUUGUUUAUCUCCUUGACAUCUGAUGGGAGAGCGUUCCAUAGAGUGAGUGUCACUACCAGAAAGUCCCUCUGCCUGGUUCCCUGUAACUUCAGUUCUUGCAGUGAGGGAACGUCCAGAAGGUCCUCGGAGAUGGAUCUCAGUGUCCGGGCUGAAUGAUGGGGGUGGAGAUGCUCCUUCAGGUAUACGGGGCUGAGGCUGUUUAGGGCUUUAAAGGUCAGCACCAAAGAGGAACAAAGUGAAUACUCCAUCCCUUACAGUCCCUGAAUUGAUGUGAUCUGAGUUGAUUGAUGUUGACACUGUGUCAACAACUAUUCAGUUAACAAGAUGGCUGGGCUCAACAAAUUAGACAGUGGGAAAGAGCAUUCUAAAACCAAAGCAGAGUCAAAAUGCUACACCUCAUAUGAUAGUGGUACCCAGGGAAGGGCCUCUGAUGGAGAUUUUUGCACACAGAUACACGGGGAGAUGAGCAGUCUGUCAGGUACCCUGAUCCCUAGCUUUCACCCUCACAUGAGCUGUGAAAAGCCAUGUCACCUUCUUCUCGUUGCCCUGGUGACUAGCACUAUGUGAUUACUCUGGUUCCUCUCUGCAGAUUUACUCUAGCUCCCGGCCACUCAGGAUUGGCUACUAUGAUGGAGAUGGUUAUUUCCAGCCCUCUCCCAGCAUGAGGAGAGCUGUUCUGGAAACCCGACAGUUGCUACAGGAAGCAGGACACACGGUAAGCUCUGGGCCCAUGGAGAGCUUUUUCUUACAUUGCCUGAACUUUAAUUUAUAUUGAGUUUGUUUGCUGCAUUUUCAUUGCUUUAAUUUUAUUGGGUUUUGUAAUACAUGUAACAAAUCAAUAAUAAUAAGAGAUGGCUAUUUAUGCAGAAACAAUGCACACUGCCAGCGAGAACAUUGAUUCUUGAUCUUUGUAAAUGAUGCAGUGUAAUGUGCUAUUUGUUAAUUAAGAAAAAAAUAAAUAGCAAGUGGAAGAUGUGGGGAGCAAAGGAGAAAGAAACUUGACGAAAAGUUGCUAUGGGAAGGAAGCAGAAGGGGAUAAUAAAAGUAAGGUAUUUUCUUCAUUAUUUUCUGGAGCCAUGCUAGUCUACUGGCAUUGUUUUUUAGAAGAUGCCUGUCACCACUGAAAAUGUAGCCAUUGGAUUGCUGCACGUAACAUACACUUGACUUUUGAGUGUACACACCCUCUUUUACACAGAGUAGAUCUAUUGGAUUUAGUAGGCUGAAGUCAUACCCUCCAACAUUUCUCCGAUGAAAAUAGGGACAUCCCAUUCCAUAAUGAUAAUUUUUACUAUUUAUACCCCACACAUCUUACUGGGUUGCCCCAGCCACUCUGAGCAGCUUCCAGCAUAUAUAAAAACAUAACAAAAUAUUAAACAUACACAGGAUUGCCUUCAGAUGGCUCAGGGGUCAGAUAACUCCAAAACCCCCAACAUUUCUCCAAUGGAAUUCAGGACAUCCUAAGGAAAAGAGGGACUUUCCGGGAUCAAAUCAGAAACCGGGACAGCAUCUCUAAAUCAGGGAUGUCCCUGGAAAAUAGGGACACUUGGAGGGUCUGCCAAGUUAGUAAUGGUCAUUAAUUCCAAUUAGUCUGAGUAAAAUUUAGUUGAAUACCGCCCUAUGUCUGCAUACUAGUUACCAACUACUGGCUGAAACAUAAAUUUCCAGUUUUCUGACAUUAGAUAUUUUGCAGCUUCCAGAGUUCUGCUAAGUUGACAUUUUCUGGUACUUAUUCAAGCUUGUGGCUGCACCUGCAGCUAUAGACUGGGCUGCAGAGUAAAAUUCAAGACAAAAGUUAAUAGAGGCCUGUGGAGAUUAGACAAUAACAUUUUCCACCAAGAAUGUGUAUCCAGGCAAUAUAUAGGUCCUCCUUUCCUUUUACCGAUUGCAAAGAAUCACAUGUAUAAAGGCAGAAUGAUAACUGCAUAUAUUUAUUAUAUUUUUUGUUGCCUUUAAAUAUUUCCCUUGUUUUUCUGCUCAGCUUAUACCUUUCACUCCUCCUCGAAUUGAUUUUUUGGUGGAUGAGCUCUUCACCAAAGGCCUCUAUGCAGAUGGCUGUUCAACAUUACUGGAAAAGUUGUAAGUAGAUACCAAGACAUAUAGACACAUAUGUAGUGUAUGUAUGUGUUUACAGGAGGACACUUAAAGUUAGAUCAAAAACUUUCUGAAGAAGAGAUAUCAAGGCUCUUUAGUGGGAAACGAUUAGGAACAAAAGAGGCAUAUUAUUAAUAAUAAUAAUUUAACAAUAACAACAACAAAAGAGGUUUAUAAUAAUUAUUUCAGAUUGAUUUGAAAAAUCUGGUGUAACAUAGUAAUUAUAACAUUCAAAUAUUAUAGAAGAGGAAGUAAUGGCCAAAACACAUUUCUGGAAUGGCUUUUAGAACAACAUACACUUUUUAUUAUGUUCUGGAAUAACAAAUGUCAAUAGAAUAUGUAUGCAUAAAAAUAUUUUUUUUUAAAUUGUAGUAUUAUUAUGUAUACAAGUAUUGUGCAGAUAACAAUGACAAUAGGUUGUGGAACUGAAUUAUAGUGUGUUGCAUAAAAUUGAUAAACGGGGGGAGAGAGGCUUAAAUUAAAUUAUGCUCUUGUUGGGUGGGUGGGGGGGUCUUUGCUGAAUUACUGAAAAUUCCGUUUCCUUCAGGAGUUGAUUAUCUGCUCCUCAGUCAUGCUUUAAGUUUGAGAUUCUGCAUUUGUCUAUCAGGGGUUUUAACUGCAAGGAUAGUAGCUGUAGCAUAGGCAUGUCAUUGCAACAGGUAAAUAGCAUUUACAGACAUUACCGUACAGCAUAGAACCUGCUUUCUUCCUCUUUUUACUUUCCCAGUGAUGGAGAGUUUGUGGAUUCCACUUGGACAAACCAGAUAAAUUGUUACCGGUUGCCAAAUUUACUGAAAAGGAUCCUGGCUCUCAUUUUAAUGCCGUUGGUGAGUCUCCAACUUGUGAAACAGAUACAAGGAAUCUUUCUCCAUAUAUACCUUUGUGUAUGCCAACAAUAAGGGAUGCGGGUGGCACUGUGAUCUAAACCACUGAGCCUCUUGGGCUUGCUGAUCAGAAGGUCGGCAGUUCAAAUCCCCACGACGGGGUGAGCUCCUGUUGUUCAGUCCCAGCUCUUGCCAACCUAGCAGUUUGAAAGCAUGCCAGUGCAAGUAGAUAAAUAGGUACUGCUCCGGAGGGAAGGUAAACGGUGUUUCUGUGUGCUGCUCUGGUUUCGGCUUUGUCAUGCUGGCCACAUGACCGGGAAAAAUUGUCUGCAAACAAACAUCAGCUUCCUCGGCCUGUAAAGCGAGAUGAGCGCCGCAACCCCAGAGUCAUCUGUGACUGGACUUAACUGUCAGGGGUCCUUUACCUUUACCUUUUUAUUCCAACAAUAUUGCUUUUCAUUUAUAUGUCUCCCACUUACCUUUCCAUAUUGGUGCCAAUGCAGGUUAUUUUGCCACAGGGGCUUUCCAGGUGACCCAAACCACUCCAAGUUAAAUCUGUCCCUGUGUGGUAUUCACCUCCUCUUUCGCAGCCCAGGAUCAUCAUCAUUCCCCAUAGAUUAAUGGAGAUCAACAACAGAAUCAGUAGCAGCUGGUGGACUGCAGCUUCCCAACAUUGUACAUUGCUGCAGCUUCCCAUGAAGGAGAGGUACAGGGAGAUCAGUGUGGUGCAGCUUGCAGUGGCAGGAGCAUCAGAUUAUCUAUGCUGCUUCACCCUGCUGCGUUCUCUGCAUCUCCCUCUCUGAGUAAUGAUGCACAGUGUUGGAAAGCUGGAAGAGCAAUGCCCACACUGUUCCACCGGUUUCUGCUGAACAGGAUUCUCAGCCAACUUUUGCAGGAAAAGUUCAGGGAAAUCCUUCACCUCUAGGAGGUCAUAAGGCAGAAGUAGGGAGUGCAGCUUUGGGAUUGUGUGUUUUAUUUUCUCUUGGUAAUGCGAUCAUGGAAAACCUCAGAUGCUGCCAGAUAGCUAGAGGGAGGCUGAUAGACCUUCUGUUUUCUGAAUAUUUGGAGGCUAGCUUUUCAGCUAGGCCUGGUGUGGGAGCUCAGAGCCUAAGCUAGGAGUACAGCAAAGAAGCCAUUGGCUGCCACAACACUAGGUUCUCUACUUGGCAAAGGUCUUCAUGCUCAAGGUUUGAUUUUGUCCAGAGGAGGGAAGUGAGCCUAGGUUCAUGAGCAGACAGUAAAUCUUUAGAAAUUGAAAAGUACAGAGAUGGGGGCAGGGAUUGCAAGAGAUGACAAGCCACGGGACUAGAGAUGCAAUCAUAUACUGUACACGUUUACCUGGGACUAAGUCACAGAAUCAUUGAAUUGUAGAGUUAGACAUGUAGUCCAACCCCCCUGCAAUGCAGGAAUCUUUCACCCAACAUGGGGCUCGAACCCACAAUUCUGAGAUUAAGAGUCUUAUGCUCUACCAACUGAGCUAUCCCAUUCCAAUUGAACUCAGUGGGCUUACUUCUAAGUUGACUUGCCAAGGAUUGCACUACAGGUAGGAUGGAAAGGAGAGACUGCCGGGGCAAGGAUUUUCAAGAUCCAGGGCAGAAAAUGCUCCUGUUUUAAUAUUUUGGCCUAUAUUCCAAAAAUGCCUAUGAUGAAUCUUGAUUGCUAGGGAGUAAAUCUGCAAGGUUGCUCCAGCAUUCUUGGAAAUAUGCUGAAGCCUUUGUUAUGCAUCUGAAAAUGAGAUUGCUUACAGGUUCCUUAACGGCACAGGAAGCUUAUGACUCCCUAUUUGCAUUGAUUGCUAUUGUUAUAUUUAAAUCAGAACGUGGCUCUGGAUCUUUAGAGCAAGCCAUGUUCCAUUUCCUUCCAAGCUGAAUCGUAAUGCAAACUAGUAUAUUUGAUUGUUUCCCUCAUAUACAAUGUCUCAGAAAUGACUGUUUCAUUUAGAGCUCGGUCGCCUCAGUCAAUCUUGUUAACUGAAAUCAAGUUCUAGCUGCCUUCCUUAUAAAGCGGAAUAACCAAGGUGGAAAAUCAUAAUCUAAGAAUAAUGACUUUGAUGCAGCCAGUCUCAGGUUUUCAUAUGCUGCUUUCUGAUGAGCCCAUCCUCUGCAAAAUGAUCAGGUUUGAAAGCAAAGUGGAGAAAAUAGAAUUGCCAGAAAUCUCACCCCCUGUGCAAUAACUUUUUUCUUAUUGCCCCCCCCCCCCAUAUGCCACAAUACAUUCUUUUUAUCAUGACUAUCCACUCAAAAAAUCUCUUGAUAGUCAAAAGAAAAAAGUCAGGCACAAACUCCGGCUAUAGUUGUGAACUUUCAAGUCCCACUGAUUUCAUUAAGUGAAUUAAGCAUGAGUGUUACCCUCUUCUUUUGAAACUAGUGCAACUAGCUUUGCCUGGGUUGAGCAUAGUUGCUUUUAAGAGGCUGUUUUCCGGGCCAUGUGGCCAGCAUGACUAAACUGCUUCUGGCGCAAUGUAAGACCGUGACGGAAGCCAGAGUGCAUGGAAGCGCUGUUUACCUUCCAGCCACAGCGGUACCUAUUUAUCUACUUGUACCUCAUCCUGGGGAUUCGAACUGCCGACCUUCUGAUCAGCAAGCCCAAGAGGCUCAGUGGUUUAGACCACAGCCGCACCUGCAUCCCAGAGACUGCCUAAUGGGAGGGCUGGUCCUGUAAAAAGCAUGGCUGCUGGAGAGAUGUUUGGAUCGCAAGAAACCCUUAGCCUUUACUUGACCUUAACUUCUCCAUCAUGUUAAGCACAGUGGGAGCAGAUGCUUUUUGGGUAGGUGGGGUACAUGUGACAAAUUUCAGCCAACUGUGAGAGGAGAAAAAUGCUGUGUAACUUGAAUACAUAACAACAAGAUGAUAAGUUGCAAAACAGCUUUGCAAACAGUGCAAUUUUGCAAUGCCAGUAAAUUUCAAUCCAUAUCAGGCAACUUUUAAAAAGUAGCAGAUGCUAAGGUUAUAAGCACUUACCAGAGUAAACUAAAAGUAGUAAAAAUAUCACAAUUGUUCUUACUAGUCAAAAAAUUACAAGUGUUACUUUUUAUUCCUAUAUCUUGCCCUUCCUCCUGAAGGAGCCAAGGGUGGCUGAAAACAACUAUACAGAUAAAAUCAGUAGAAACAAUGAUGUUGUUAUGUGAAAUUUGUCUGAAAGGGACCUGGGCUUAUAUCUGGAGGGAAGUGACCACAGUUGAAUUUGUGUGAAUGUACUUAAAGUAAUUCUGAAAGUCUCCCUUUUUACAAAGUACUUCCACAAAACUGCUUUUCCACCUCCCCUCAAAAAAACAGUUGGGGAUCUUGCACAAAAGCUUUUUAAAGAUGUUAGUGAUAGUGGAAAUAUUGUGAGUGUGAAUUAACACCCCUUGGGAGCUCAUGAUUUGUGUGCACUGACAAACCCUGUGGAUCAUUAGUUUUUAGUUGAAUAAUGAAAUAAGACAGAAAGUCCAUCAGUUUCUUUAGUAGAAUGCUCCAAUGAAUAAUUUACGAAGAGGAUUUACCUCUCAUCGAAACCCCAUCAGCUGUAAUUUGCAACUUAUCACUUGGACACUUUUCUAAAAGCUGCUCUGAAGAUAGCAUCUAGAUGGAUAGAUGUGGGACUAUACAUAUAGGUUUACUAUUCCUUCUUUUCUUAUAUUUAUGCCCCACUCUUCAGUCAUGCUUGGGUCCCACAGGAGUUAACAGUUUGCACACAGGAACAAUAGAGAUACAUUGGUGUAUGCAUGAUAGUCUAUUCUGGGCCCUGGCAAUUGGUGACAUAGUUCCAGGUACAUCCCUGGGCACACAUGGCAGUGAAGCGUAAAUUUGUUCUUGGGACUUUUUGUCUCAAACCUGCUUUUAAUCAGACACAUAGGAGAGUUCAGUCAUUACUAUAUUUUUGAAUUUAGCUGUGACUUUUGAUCAAAGCAUGCUAGACUCCUAAUGGAAAAAGGUGGUGUAUAAAAAUAAAAAUAAAAAUAAAAAUAAAAAUAAAAAUAAAAAUAAAAAUAAAAAUAAAAAAUGUAUUCCCUCUCCCAGUUCCCACGAAUCUCUCGACAUCUGAAUGCCCUUAUUGGAGUAGGGUAAGUUAAUUUUUACACAAUUUUUAAAUGGAUGCAUUGUGAAGUACUAAAUAAAAUCAUGAUGGGGAUUUUGUGUGGAAUACCAAUGUUGUUAAAACUUCACAACCACUGUUGUGAAUAAUGAUAUUUCCAUCAUUGUGAAUGUACUGUGUGACUGCAUCUGUGAUGAAAAGUGACUAUAUGGCGAAAAUGGGCAGUUUUAGUUAAUUUUCUCUGACGAAUUUUUUUCUCUUGUUACUGUUAUGAAUUCUAAUCUGCAUGCCUUCUGCAAAUUUCCUAGGUCAGUGAAAAACUUCUGGAAGAACAAUGUUGACCGGAUGGUAAUUUUGUUUUCUUGUUAAAAGGCGAAAAAAAGUGCCCAAGUGCUCAAAUUUUCUCCGCCCCCAAUCACUGCUCAUCAGAGAGAAACCUGUUCAGAAAGGGCAGUUUCUUGGGAAAGUGUGCAUACAGUCUCCCUAUUGGGUAGUUUUUGUGCCUUUCAUCGCUGAGAGCAAGAUGUGCAAAUAAUAGUUACCUCACAAUCCUAUAUGGUUUAAUUCUGGAGACUGAUAUUAAUUGAAAGCUAAUAUGGUCCCUAGAACCCCAGCUACAGCACCAUCAAUGAUGCCGACCUAUGCUAAUACUGUAUUCCACAGUUCUGGUCUAUGUUAACAUACAACCGAUGGAGCUGUGGUGUGCUGUUAUGUACACAAGCAGAUAGUUUAAAGUGACCAAAGAGGGUUGGGCCAAAUGAUGAAGUGAAGAGCAUUUUUGACAGAGGUCGAUCUGAUGAUAAAGUACUAAUGGGUGAGCAGAAGCCAUGAGAGACUGAGGAAAAAUAGGACUCAUGCCAAGGGUAUGCAGUAGCAUGUCAAUCGUCUCCCAAGUCUUCUGCAUUUGGAGUGUCUCAGUCUUCUCCUGAUUUGUUUGUAGCAGAGGUAGUAGUAGUAGUAGUAUGGUUGUUUAACUCUUUGACAUUAGACAGGCAUUACACAGAUGUGACAACCAAGGCGGCCUUCUGCCUGGUUCCCUGUAUUUUCACUUCUUGCAAUGAGGGAACCACCAGAAGGUUCUUGGAGCUGGGCCUCAGUGUCUGGGUUGAAUAAUGUGGGUGGAGACACCCCUUCAGGUAUAGCACACUUCAGCCUUUUCUCCACAGCUAAAAUGACUAGAACACUGUAGAGUUUCUUAGGUUUUGUGCUGAUCAGCAACAAGUAAGGAUGUAAAUGCAUUUCUGUUAAUCAAUUCACACUGAUGGUGGCAUUUUGUACAUAAUAGCCACUGUCUUCUCUUUGUAUUUCUCCCCAGGCUUACCGUGAUGAAUUCAUUGCAGAAUGGAGGAAGUUGAAGCUGGAUGUUGUGCUUUGUCCAGCUUUGGGACCAGCUUUUAAUUUGGGAUAUGCUGGCAAGCUAUUUGGUACCAAAUAAUACAUCUUAUCUGAUUUUCCAGUAUACAUGCUAUUAUGUUGAUCCUGUUCCCUUGGCUUGUUGCAUACUGUGGAUUAAAUUAUGUGGCUUUCUCUGAGCUGACCUGUAGAGCAUCCUGCUCUGACCAGAGGAGGAAUAGAUGAUGACCAUCUUCCUCUCCCAGGCUUAUGAUCCAAAUAUUUAUAAAAGUUUGUGGAGAGAGGGUAUAUGGGCCCAUCUAGCCACAUUGUGCCAUCCUUGAUAUCUACCAUAUUUCCUGGCAGAUGAUCCCAACUUGGCAGGAGAUGGAUGUUAGAACAUCCAUCCACUAAUACGUAACUGUCUCCUGCUCAGUAGUAAUCAAGCAAGAGGAAGAAAUUAUUUAUUAAUCCAUUUAGCUCUGGUUCCUUCAAGGGGCAUAAUGAAUUUGAAAAGUGGUGAGGCAGAUUUGUAGAGCAGGGCUAUGAAGCAGGAACACACUACCACAGAACAGGUCCCAUUAUUAUUAACAUCACCACCAUCUAUUGUAUUUAUAACCUACCCUUCAACCUGAAGGAUACCAAUAUGGCAACAUACGUAGCUGUAGAUUCACCUACAUUGUAUCAUUCCAUACUAGUUGGGAUGGACUCCUUAACCCACUUAGGUAUAGCUAAGACAUUAGUCUAGCUCCACCCAGGACAUUAAUAUACUGUGAAUCUGUAAGGUAUUGCUGGCAGAACUGUAGCUGGGUUGCAUUGUAGUCUCACAACCCAUACCUUCUUCCAAAACUAUUAUGAGUAGAAGGGAUUUUUUGACUAAUGCAUUAAUUCCUUGAUUAUUCAAUAUUUACCUUGCAUGAAAUUGUACUUAUACUUUGGUACUUUUCCUUCAACCGGUGUCAGUGAGAAAAUAUUAUCAUUGUUAUUUUAUAAUUGGAAUCAAAAGGUAUAUUGAGUGAGUGGAAAGGAACUUCUGCCUGUGCAAGGCAGCCCCCUUGAAUUCUGGCAACCCCCCCCCCCCCAUUCUCUUAGCUGGCCCCUACAGUACCUGGUUGCACACCAUUCCAGAUGGAGCAGCUUUGGGGAGACCACAGGGGCACUAGUGGUGAGAGGAUCCAUAUUAAUCUUGUUUCCUGAGUGGAGUUCUGCUCACUCUUCUCUGGACCCAGUAUUAUUAAUCCCACAAAACAAAACUGAGUGAAUUAAGUCUCAUCUCCUUUUAAAAACUUCAAGGCAAGAAGAUUGCAACAGAUUUCAGCUUGACCAGAUCUCUCGAGGUUGCUUGUACAGUUAGGAAGAAUGUGCCUGCAGGCAAAUGCCAUAUUUUCUUAGAAGUGAUAAGAAAGGACCCUCAUUUGUAUUCUAAUUUUUUUCAAGGCUUCAGGCUUUAAUCAAGUCAAUUCUUCAGGUUCUCAAUAUGCUUGAAGCCAAACCAGGAAAACCCAGUUCCUCUUGGGCUGAUUCCAUGGGUGUGUGCAUUGUUGAUGUGGAUGCUUCUAGGCAAAUAUCUGAGAAAACACUUGAGUCAAUCAACACCUUUCUGAGGCUCCUUCCCCUGAACAGUUGUGCGACUGUUCUUAAGGUUAUUUUAGAUUAGUUGAUAAAGUAGCACAAGACAAUCCAGCAGUGCUCUGCCAUGUCAGGAUCAUUUUCUUUUUCCUUAUUGUGUGUUUGUGCAGAGAAGUAUGCACUGCGCUCUUAUUGCAUUUGCAUGUUGGUGUCAUGAAACAAAGGUCUGGUACCGCAAAAUGAGAAGUAUUGUGUGUUGUCUUUUCCAGUUGCUACCACUUACACCCAUUUAUACAACGUCUUGAAUUUUCCGGCCGGAGUUGUCCCAGUUACUACAGUGACACAGGCAGAUGAGGAAGAGCUGAAGCUUUACAAAGGGCAUUAUGGAGACCCCUGGGAUAAGAGGAUGAAGGAGGUCAGUCAAUAGCAACCAAGGCAAGGACAGUGCCUAAAAGCUGCAUCAAGCAUGGGGAACCAGUGACACACACACAGAUGUUGUUGGACUGCAACUUCUAUCCAUCCUGUCCAUUGGUCAUAUUGGUUGGUGUAGAGACUGAUGGGAGUUGGAGUUCAACAGAUUCCUCAACCCCACCACAUGUCGUUGGGGCUCUGUUUGCUGUACAGCUUUGUAGCAGAUUGACCCUUCCUUCCUUGCUUCCCUUCUGAAAUUAGGGAAAUUUUGUAGCUGGUUAACACCGCCCAUUAAAUUGGAAAGCUGGAACUGCUUCAUUAAUAUACCUUCAUUGGCGGCUUCUGAUUUGAGUAGGAUCUUAGUUAUUGCCAGACAAAAUUACGUUUUAAAAGUAACUUGUACAGCCUUAUUCUAAGUGUGUUUAUUUGGAAUAGGUUCUAAACAGGUUAAUGUGAUUAAAUUGUUUCCUAUAAGAGCACUUGACAUCAAAUCUCUGACCUGGGUAAAAAAAAAUAAAUCACAACCAUAAGGUCAUGGAGUACAAUUAUUAGCAAUAUUCCAACACAAGUGACAUGUGUAGGAAUACAUUUUUAUAAACAAAUGCAUGGGAUGCAGCUCCUAACCCAAAACACUAAACCCCCACAGUCAUGUUGGAAAUCUAUUCUGAGCAUUUCCAUUAUCCUGUUGAAAAUAGGCCUCCUUGUUGCCCAGUAGAACCUGAAAGUCUCAAUCAAUUCAAAACGGAGACACGCAGGGAGAAGUCUGAAAGCCACAAGCUCAAACUGGCUGCUUCCCUCAGUAAUGAAAUACACUUUGUGAUACCAUGCUGCCUUUGUAUCUCUCCUGCAGGCUGUUGAAGGUGCCAUUGGGCUGCCCGUGGCUGUCCAGUGUGUGGCCCUGCCAUGGCAGGAGGAAUUGUGUCUUCGGUUCAUGAAGGAGGUAGAGAAAGUCUCCCAUGAAAGGAGGGGCAGGAGGAAAAUCUGA
Podarcis lilfordi (Lilford's wall lizard) is the source of this 21052-nucleotide messenger RNA. The record is from the annotation of a GenBank genome assembly. Lineage: Eukaryota; Metazoa; Chordata; Lepidosauria; Squamata; Lacertidae.